AUGAGACUGGCCCCGCUUUUUAUCGCCGGAGUGCUAGCUGCUGAGCCAUAUUUUUUUGAUUCUCGGGGAGAAACAGAUCUCAACCCCUAUAGCAUAGGCGACGAUCUCCCUCUCGAAUGCAUUAAACGAAACAUCCACGACGGAGAACACAUGGUCGAUGAAAAGACCCAAGAAAUUCUUUAUGAGGACUUCCCCAUCUGCAGAGAAACAGGAAAGCCCCUCUCUCUUCAAUACCGUGUUGACCAAGAUGUGAAUUGCACCAUUGGAUUCUCCGACACGCUCUACCACCUUUUCCAGCUCUAUAUUCACGAGGAUGCUCCCUUCAGCUGCAGACUCAGAGCCUCCAAACAAAAGAACAAGAACGUGCUCUCAGAGCCUACAACCUGGCUUCCGUUGACAUUCACCAUUCGUGGCCACAUUCAGGAGUCUCAUUUGGACAUCGACCCGAAGCUCAAUGCCGUGAUGAUGUACUCGCGAAAGACCGAGACGCCUGUGGUAGCAGCCGCGUUUUCCAGAGGAACGGAGACCGAGAGAUACAAGAACGGUGAUUUUCUGCCCCUCCAGCUCUCUGUUAAGUGGUAUCCCGGUAGCAACAAUAACGAGGUGUUUACCCUCCCUGCCAACCCUGACUCCAACUCCGCUUUCUCUUCCACCACGCUCAUGUGGUGUGCUGCAACCAUGAUCGCUACUGCAGCUAUUGUGACCGUUGUUUUUCAGGGCGUGAUUUUCCCACGAAAACUGCGAUCAGAGAACUUCGGAACUCCCCUUCCUCGUUUUGCUGACUGGGGAAGCAGCAAGAAGGACUAA
This is a messenger RNA of Yarrowia lipolytica CLIB122, 807 nucleotides long. RefSeq lists its product as uncharacterized. NCBI's taxonomy places the organism in Eukaryota, Fungi, Ascomycota, Dipodascomycetes, Dipodascales. The record is from RefSeq and is a predicted model, not a curated record.